This is a messenger RNA of Pelobates cultripes (western spadefoot toad), 14878 nucleotides long. NCBI's taxonomy places the organism in Eukaryota, Metazoa, Chordata, Amphibia, Anura, Pelobatidae. The record is from the annotation of a GenBank genome assembly.
CUUGCAGUGUGGGCGUGGCUCACAGUUAGGGGCUUGCUUUAGGGGGGCGUGCUCCUGAGUUGGGUCUGGCUUACACGUGGCUGCCUAUUAAAAGCCACGCCCGGCUGACAAACUCCUCAGUUCUCUCCAACUCCUCUUGGCCGCUGUUUUGUUCCUGCUACAACUACAGGUAAUGCACCCUCAUACCAUUCUCUCUGCACUGCCAGGCAAAUCACACUACACUGCUACACCCCAUCCUCCCUGCACUGCCAGGCAAAUCACACUACACUGCUACACCCCAUCCUCCCUGCACUGCCAGGCAAAUCACCCUCACACUACACUGCUACACCCCAUCCUCCCUGCACUGCCAGGCAAAUCACCCUCAUGCUACACUGCUACACCCCAUCCUCCCUGCACUGCCAGGCAAAUCACCCUCACACUACACUGCUAUACCCCAUCCUCCCUGCACUGCCAGGCAAAUCACCCUCACACUACACUGCUACACCCCAUCCUCCCUGCACUGCCAGGCAAAUCACCCUCACACUACACUGCUAUACCCCAUCCUCCCUGCACUGCCAGGCAAAUCACCCUCACACUACACUGCUACACUCCAUCCUCCCUGCACUCCCAGGCAAUGCAGUUCUGUGGGGUUUGUUAUAUAUAAAGAAGAGGAAUACAGGGUCAACGUUCUACCAGUGGAGUAAUCACCAUGGAAACCGAUGGAACGCUUUACUCUUAUAACUCUGCCCCAGAAUGACUUUUUACACAUAACCCCCUACUUGCUUAAUUCUACAACUUCUCCCCAUUGCCGGUACCUGUGGUACCUAUUACCAGAUCCCAUCAAUAUACACUACUACCAAUCCAGGCAUCACAUGGUUCUUACCCCUUAGUAUUAACCCUCGACUGCCCAGCGUGCUAUCCUUGGAAUGUUCAGGGUCUCAGAAUUCGAUUUGCUAACUAAAGGCUAGUAAAUCGCUGUCUUGUGGUUCAUCUGAUAGAAGAGAUUGACGGUGGAGCUUCCUCUUCUAUUAUAGUUGUAAAUAAUCUUCUGGAAUCUUAGCCCUGAUAGUAAGUCAGUGUGACAGAGGGGCACAGCUUCGUUUAAUCCUUUCUCUGACCGAUGGGACCAUUUUUACAUUCUAUUAUAAAUACAUGUUCCUUAUCUAUUCUUAUUCCGAUGAUCUGAUGGAUACAUUUUUAUAUAAGGUUUUGAUUUUAAAUUAUAUUUUAUUUCUAUUCUGUUGGAAGUAAUUUUUGGUGUCCAAAUAACUGCACUAGACUUUGCUGUAUUCUGCCCAUGCAAUACCCAGGUUAAUUUACCCUUUAUAAUGGGCAGUGACUCACUCAUUCACUAAUAAUCUGAUAUCUAUUGUAAUCGUGCCAUGCCAACCUUUCUGUGGCAUAUACCAGACCUGCCACCUUCUAGAACAAUUACCAGCAUGUAACUUGGGGAGUGGCACAGGUAUGGCAAAAUCACAAGACAGGCCUUGUUCUUGGGAAUCGUAUAGUACAACACUGGCAUAUAGCUGUUUACUAUGUAAAUUGUCUGGUAUUCAAUGAGAAUUUCAGGAUUUAGGCCAACUGGCUUGGAGAUUUCUGCAGUUUUAGCAAUUUCGUCCUAAAACCCAAAAGUCACUGUAAAUUCCUGAACAGUUACAAUUUAGAGAAUAGGGGACUAAUUUCACAGCACCAUUAUUAAGAGAGGCAUGGGUGUGCCACCUCAUUUAUUUUUAUAACCUGUAUAGUCAAACAGCUCUCACCUGUUUAUUGAAUAUGAAAACGACUUGCUUAACCCCCCCCCCCCCCCCCCCUUCCUUCCCCAUAUACACAGGCAAUGCUUUGUUGUGUACAUGCCAAUCCCAUCAUGUUGACACUUGUAAAUCAAAGAUGAGGAAAUAAUGUAGUGACUUAUCUGCAGAAAUUACAUUUCAUUGUUUUUUUUUUUUUUUUGUACCAGAAAAGUAGUAACAUUAGAUUGCAGAAAAAUCUGCCAAAAUAUGUCCUGUUCAAACAUUUUAUUUAAAUCGCUGUGCAUAGAAGUAUAUUUGUUCUGGCAUUGAUGAAGUGUGCGUGCUGUAUACAAAUCCUUUAAAACAAGAGUAACCGUAUGUCUACACCACAAGCGCAAUCUGGGUGUGCCUCUGCUGUCCAUUUUUUGGCCAGUCCUGUUGAUAUCAGAUAAUGCAGCACAGAUUACGUGUGCCAUCAGUGGGCUCCUGUCAAUGUAACAGUGCAGUACCAGGCAAUCACUGGGGGAAACGGGUACAGUAUAACUACAGAUUAAAUGCAUUUGUGCAACUUCUAAAGUUUAAUCACAAACCUAGGAAUUAUUACCAAUUCGUCUUAUCCUUCCAAUUUGGCUAAAUUAACCGGAAACGUAAAGUUCCCUUGUCCGUUAUUCAUAAUUAUGGAAUUAGUGAGUACUCUCUCACAAAAAAUAGUAAGAACUUCAUAUUUAAUUACACAGGAAUCUCUGUACCUUGAUACAGUCAGAUAUAUGGGGAGGGGGGUGGGGGAGAGCUGCAGGAUCUCCAUACAUUUAUCUGACUAAUCUUGCUCUAGGCUUUUUCACUCCCCUAGUUGUUGCAUCACAUGCCAUUUCAUACAUCUUAACCUAUAUUCACAUAAAUGUUUGAUUUUCAAAAUAUUUAUUGCCUUUAACAUAGUGCAUUUUUAUUUUUUGGGUGGUGGGGGGGACUAAUCACCUGCCUUAGGUCUCUAGUGAUAUUUAUGCGCUGCCAUGUUGUUCCUCCUCCUACAAGUUGCUGGCAGGGAUAUUUGCUCAGAUUGAUGUGAGUGGGAGUUCUGCGGAGUUGCUUUGCAUUUCACGUUCUAAGGGAAAUGCCAGAGGAGUGAGUUAAUUCACAGCUGACUUUAUACAACUGUGUGAUUCUGUUGGUGGAUGGAGGGGGCUGGAAUUUUAGGCUCCACAUAAAUCAAAAUUACUGUCCCAUUGCUACCUAGAGAUGUUCUAAUUCAAAACUAAGUUUUGUUUCUUUAUAACAGGCCUUGUUUGCUUGGUAGCGCGUUUAACAUCUCAUUGUCUGGGAAGUGGUAAGACAUAACGCAUGCUUGGCAUUGUGAGUAGGGUGUGAUACAGUUUGGCACGGAGCCUGUUAAGUUCCUUGUUGGGCUGACGUUGGGGGUAUUUUAAAUAACGGAGUCUCUUAAAAGAUCCACACUUCUUUUCAUGAAUUUGGCCUGCUUUAAUAGUGAGAUAAGUGUUGUGGUGUUUGGCGUGGUUUUUACAUUUUUAUUUUUAUUUUUUUAAAUCUAACAUAACUAAAUUAUUCUUUUUGAUGUAUCAUUGGCUUUUUAAGUUCUGGAAGUUCACUGUGAAUUUUAUCCUUAAUAAUAAAAGAUCAUUCUCUCUCUCUCUCUCUCUCUCUAAAUUGAUGCUUAUUCGGUUGUCGUCUUAGCCUUCUAGAGUCUCCUGUCUAACUUGCAUGACCGGAUUCAUGUUUUAACACUUUCUAGUUCAGCCUCGAGGCCCCAAAUACAGAUACUGGGUUGGUGAUGCUGAGGACAGUUGAAGGUUGUUCACAAGUCAGUGACCUAGAUGCCUCUGUGCCAAACUGUAUCUCUACUUGCCAUGCCAAGCAUGGCCUAAAAUCUACCACUUUCCAGACCUCCCAAUAAUUACCUAGCUGCUAAACUAAGCCCUUCUCACAAGCAUGCAAGGGAUUUUGUACAGUAAGUAAGGGAAAAACUAGUCCUGAGUUUAAUAUUUCUAGGUUGCAGUGGUACACUACCUUUGAGUUAUCCUUGGUCUAAAAUUCCAGCCCGCUCCAUCGAACUAUCUGAAUGGUAGAUGAUGUGCAUGGGGUAAAGUUGUUAGGAGAUUUGCAGGUGACGACCAGAAUUUCUCUUCGUUAGUCUGAUAAGUGAGAUGCGAAUAAAGGAUAACAAAGUUCAUUCUGGAUGCAGACAUUUUUAAUUAAAAAUUUUUUGCCACAUGAAGUGCAAUAUAAAAGUCUUUUUAAAAAUUUUUUUAUAAUUUUUACACGAAGGCAGGAGGGUUUGAAGACUAACUGGAUGUUGAAGGGUGAAUGGGCAGCACACCCUAUAUGCGGUUGGAUCAUUUAUAUGAAAGAAUACUGACCUACUGGGGGGAUAGAGGGAGGAAGAAAGGAGGAGGGAGAAGGGGUAGUUCUUGUUUAGGAGCAACUUACUUUCAAGAAGUAGACAAACCUGUACUGGUGAUGUGAUCUGAAAAGGUAUGUCCAGUAUCUCUAUGGGAGAUGUCAGAAAAGGAGAUGCAUUUUUCAUUGAGGGUAUACCUAAAAAUAGCUUGAAAAAAGCUGCCUGCAACUUCUGUAAGCCCUCCUUUUCUAACCCCGCCCAGUCUUUUUGUGUCUGUCCAAUCACAGACUUCGUUAUGCAGCUCAAUGAGAAGUCUUUCCAAGGCAGGUGCUCUGAGCAAUUGCUGUCUAAGUGUAGUUCCACUAAGCUAACCAAACCAGGAAGUAACAGGACAGGUUGACAGCCAGGGGGUGUAACAAUGUUCAUUUAUAAAAUUAUUAAUUUCUACUCAAACCUGCAGUUUUUGAAAAAAUAAAUAAAAAAAAAAAAGGACACUCUCUCUUCACACACACAGCUUUUUGGCAAGCUGGAAGUUCUUUAGGGGUGUGGAGUGCCCCUUUAAAUUGCAUAACAGUGAGAAUAGAAAGUACCAGGAAAGAGUAGUAAAGUCCAAGAAGUAGAAGUAAGCCCGUGUUGUCAGAAGAAGCAAAACCUUAAUUGGGAGGAACCAUGAAAUGUAAUGCACCACACGGGAUGUGUUCUAUGUUGGCUGUCUUCUCAAUAACUCUCUAAUCCAUGAUUGGCUAAAAGGUGGAGCAUGGAAGCUUGCCCUUACCUGACCUUUUAAAUCCUCUGUAGUGAAGAAUCCAGAGCAGUCCCUAACUGGCCAAUAUGGUGAGAGACUAAACCUAAGAUGACACAUAGCGUCAAAAGUCUUAAAGGGGACCAAAACUAGCUCGGUCCUAAAUAAGGCGUGCGAAUAUGCCAUCGUUGCCCCAUGGCUGCUAUGUUUGCCACUUAUAUUUAAUUUUACAGGUAGAAACCAAGCCUGAUCUUAAAGAUGAUGCAUGAAUUAGUAUGAUAUAAUUAUUAUUUUUUUUCUUAAUGGAAAAGGUGCGUGACACAUGGGCUCAAAGGACAAAUAUUACAUUGUAUCUCAGUUGUGAGGAGAACUUUGAUCUUGGUUUAUCCUGCCUCUCUCUGAAGUUGGAGAAUGAACUUUCUCUAUAUCUAUAUAUCUAUUAUUUUAUUUAUUUAUUUAUUACCAUUUGCUGCCACCUCCUGGGGACAGCGUUUUCCCCGCCAGUUCCAGGAUGUAGAUUAAGCCGGAUGACUCUCUAAUGCCUGCUUGUCACAACCACACCCAUGUCAGUCCUUGGCAUUUGGCAGCUCCCAAGACGUUGCACCUUGUAACAUCUAAAUAAGAUAUUAAACCCAGCCUGAGCAAUGUGUCUGAACAGGAACACUACUCCUAUUAUGGGAGAUUGGGAAAUACUACCAGAUUUUUAUUCAUAUUGAGCCAAGCCUCCUUCCUUCUACUGGUGGGGGAGUGCGGGGUUUGGUUUUUGUCGAGGAAAUUUGACCAUAAUAGCGUCUAUAUUACAACAUGCAAACAAGGGGAGGGCAGGAUGGAUUCGAGAAAAAGGAUAUGUGGACCAGUGAACAAGCUGGGCAUACAUGUUCACAAUAUUUCCUAAAGAUCAUGAUUCCAGGAGAAUGACGUCUCUGGUGCUGAUCUAGGGUUUGGCUUAAUUAAUGCCAGGGACCAUUAACACUGUUUGUAUUUGGUGAAAGAAACCCUCCCGUUUCUCCCCACAUAUAUUAUUUAUGCUCUGUGCACCUUGUACGCUGCUCCCUAUCAAAUAGGCUGGUACAGCUAUUAUGAGAUUUAUAAACACUAUCUCCCCCUCCCCCCAUUAUUUAUUUAUUUAAUUAAAAUGAUUGAAGUUAUGAAUAAUUUUUCUAUGCCUGUCUCUCUAAAUUUUGUCUUUCAAUAUUCCAGCAUCCGCAGUGAUGGCGACUGUUCAUGAGAUCCUUGGCAAGCUCUCACUCCAAGGAUCGGUAAGUGGCUCUAAACUAGGGAUUAUGUGGUAUGGGGGAGGUUUAUUUAUUUAAUUUUUGUUAAUCUACGAGACUUUUAGACCCCUUAGUAAAAGUUUUUAUCUCAAAUCUGUUUUUUUUUUCUUGUCUACACAUUAUAUUUCCAUUUUUAGAUCCACUUAAUUUCAAUUUACAUUGAGCGUUCGCAUAAUGUGCGCUAGGACGUUGCAGUGUGUUUGGCCCUUCUGGCACUCUAUGGUAAAGGAUGUCUUCCCGUGAUGCUAUGGAAUCAUGGGACAUUAUAAAAAUGGAGGAUAGUGACCACAUAGCCUGACAUUCCAUGUAAUUGAAGGACAAAUAAAAUCCCCUGUAAUGAAAGUUACCCAUGUAUUCUGACCAUUCUUGUCGUCUUUCAGGAAACCGCCUGCUCUGCCCCCAAGGCUGGUUCAGUCAAACCAAAAACCAAUUUUGAUCCAGAAAAGGCAGCAGAAGCCAUUGAAACAGCCAUCAAGACAAAAGGUUGGUGUUUGUCAGUGGGAUUAAUUAAAGAAUAAUCUUAACUCCCAGUUUAUUUUUAUUUUAUUUUUUUAACACAUGAUGUUGCGUGGAUAAGGUUUUUGGAUUUGGGACAAAACUAUGUUUUAUAUUUGCAUCCCUCACUGAAAUGGAAUUCUUGUAAGUUUUGGCGUUCUGAAGAAUUCUUUAUAUUUCCUCUUUAAUUUGAAAGAGAGCACGUUUUUAUAAUUUAAUUCCAACAUGAUGAAUCCAUUGUGUGUUUUUUUACUCCUGCCAUUGAUGGAACGGUGCCAUUAAAAUUUUUUUUUUUUGUACUAAAAUUUUGUCUUGUUCACGAUAUUUUGUGAUGUGCAAAAUGUGUUGGCUUGAAGUCUGCAGCUCACUCUGGAUACGACACUAUAACGGUCGCAUCCCAAGCUGCUGAUUGCAUUUGUUUUAAGAUCUCAACGAAAACCUCAAGAAACGUCAGACAACUGGUGCAAGCAAUCUAAACUGUGUUGAACUGUACACCGGAAGGCAUUCCACUAACCCCGAACGAUGCAGUCUCUGCAAUAAACAAACAUGACGCUACUUAAUUUAAGCCACCUCAUUCCAUUCACGAUGGGGUGUUUGUGGUUGGAUCGUGGUGAUGACACUGUAGCCGAGCUGAAUAAUUAAUCAGCCCUACUCUCCAGAUGUUCAUUAUCUGGUUCAUGAUUAACACAAACGAAGUGCCUUGUAAUGAUCUGGACACUGUAGAUUUCCACUCCCCUUUUUUAUUUAUUAUUUUUCUCCCUUUUCCUUCUUUCCCCUUGAAAAUGGUGUCCAGCAAUAUGUGCUCUGAAAUCCGUACCAGGAUUGUACUGAUCCCACACCUCGCCCCCUGAUAUUGGAUUACAACUGCACAAAUUCUCGGAAUAUGACAAAUGGAAAGAGCGUUAUGGGAGUUGGAAUUCAGAAACAUCUGGGGGGUGGGGUUGGAGUUCUGACAUCCUGGAAUAAACAAAUCCCACUGGCUUCUUUGGUUAUUUUGGCCUUAAAUUCCUUCAUCUAUUUCAAAGCUGGUACCAGUAAGUUUUCAAACACUGCCCGUCUGAGUGCAGACUUCAUUGCCCGUAAUGCUUCUUCAAAACACAAAUUAUCUUUCCUGGACCAUAUAUGGCCCAUCAAACAUGAAUUUGAUGUCGUUUUUAUGUGUUUAAGUCCAUUCGUUCCAAUAAUUUGUUUAGUCCUCUUCCAGCCUCCUGAUAUAAUUGUGCUGACUGAUCUACUGGGGCAUUGAUACAAUGUGGCACAUUCUGACUGCAGGAAGGGUUUGACAGUGUAGGAUGUGGGGCAUUUUCACUUUUUUUUUUUUUUAAAACACAAACUAUAAAGCCGAUCAUGAAUGAUGCUUACUGAUAAAUUGUUUGCUAGAUUCUCUUUGUGGUAAAACCAUCUAUUACGAAUCCGUUUUCCACCGUGCACCAUCUGCCUAACCUGUUUUUUGCUUUUAUUUCAUUUUAUUCUUUUUUUUGACUUGUUGCCAGCACCACCCCCCUUCCUUCCUGGAAAGUGCAGGUGGGUCUACAUUUAGAGUAGUUAUUCCUAUUGUUCGAUGAGCCUAGCAGAACAAUGCUUGCAGGCUAAUCUGCCCUCUCCUUAUCUAGCAAAUGCUCAGUCCCAUGGAGAACGUGGACAAGCCAAACCACGUCAGCUAUAACCCACAGGAGCAAACCAUGUCUUCCUGCUUAACUUUUACUGCUUUGUGUUUUUGCAUAGAGGACAUUAAAUCCUUAAUCUUUGUUUUUAUACUGAUUUGCUGUGCUCCUCAUCCCUCUGGCAUCCUAAACGUUAAUGCUCCCCAGGUAAUCUUCCUCGAUAUUAUGAUUCACCAAUUGUCUGCGAACUGGUGGAAACUGGAAAAGUCCAUAUUGCUGCCUGGGUUUUUUUUCUUUUUUUUUUUUUUAUAACUACUAAUGGCUGGCUAAAGGAAGUGCUCUUUGACUUUUAAACCAUUUAACAGAGCUAUUCUGGGAUAUGCUGUGCACAAUCAAUGCUAUCUGUUUAUUGUAGAACAGGUUUUGAAACAUGAGCUUAUACAUAGAUCAAACUUUCUUCUUUUAUUUAUUUUCUUCCCUCUUAUGGAUAUUUAUGCUACGGUCAGUUAUACUUUAACUGCAAUCUAAUAUGUUCUAAAACAAAGUUACACAACCACUUAACUAACCCUUUCCCAUUGUCGAGUGUCUCUAUUACGUCCAGCAUGAUCGUACAGCUAUAGCAUAAACUCAUCAUAAACGUUGUGGCAGAAAUGCAUCUGCCACGUGUUCCUGGAGGGGCCUGCUGUCUAGCCUCCUACUGAAAGACUAUGGGCCCUGCAAAAACCCUGUUAAAGAACUUUGUUCAUGCCAUUUACCUAUAUUGUUCGGGAACCGCAGAAACCAGAGACUACCCAUGUGCCUGUUAAGCCCAAUUGACACCUUAUAACGAGUUCCACCGCAGGGUUCUAAUUGCUUGUCUGGGUGGCCGCAAUUCGUUUGAACGACCAUGAGGUAGCAGCCAUCUUGUUCGCAUGAACGCAGACAGCGGUGUCUGGUUGUCGACUUCAUGGAAUUGAAAUCUAACACUGAAACUCCCGAACACCAAUGGACUUCCAUAAUUGCAUUUUGGUUCUAUACAACGUAGAAGGGCACUGUUCGGUGGAAUUGUUCCAAUGAACAAGCUACACAUGUUAACUAUGGAUUGCGUUUGAUAUUUUAUUCACUUUUAUACUCCCGAAAGAGAUCAACCGUUGGCACUGAUUUCAUGGAACUGUUUUGGGCACAGGACCAUGAGUGCGGUCGGUCAAAAUCGACAUCCAUGGAAAAACCGAACCACUGAACCGACCUGGGUGAUUUAAAUUUUUUGAUAUGUUGGUCACCCAGAUCGGGGCUAUCAGAGACUGUAACUUUUUUUUUUUUGUGGGGUUUCUAUGGAUUUUGGAAUGUUUAUAAAUAGUAUUUUAAUUUAUUUAUUUUUUUUGGACCUGAGAGAUUUAAUUAUAUGUGUGCUUCUCGGAUAAUUAUAUCUCAGGCAGGCAUAAAGGCUCAUGGGAGGGAUUUCCCUGUAUUCUUGUAUUGGAAACCCCUUGCAGGGCCUCCAAUAAACCAGAUGACUCCCAGCAUUAAGCCUCGGCUCAUGUGUGGGGGGAACCACUAUACUGCUAUAUCACUUGCUUUUUUACUGGCUAUAAAGCUCUACAUUCUUGGAGGAGAGAUCUUCCCACUGGGAGCUGGAUCCAGGUGUUUGGUCCAGGGUGGGAAGGAACGGCUAGAUCCCAGCCAAGUGGCGGCUAAGGAGGCUACAGUGGUUAUGGUGUGCAGUGUCCAUGGUACUCUGUGGGCACUAGACAGCGCGAUUUGGCGGAGGUACCCAGUUGGGGUACCAGGCGGUUCGCCACAAAAGUAUUUGUGGAUAGUUGUCUGGGGCCUGACCAAUAAGGGGGUGUGUUCUAGCCAAUAGGAACAUAGUCUUGACCCAACAGUUAAGGAUCCCUUUACUAAGGUGACCUGACAAACUGGUAAUAUCUGACUGUGUAUGGAAAGGAAUGCCAUUCUAAUGAUAUUCAUUUAUAUUUUUUGCAGGAGUGGAUGAGUUAACAAUUAUCAACAUCUUAACAAACUGCAGCAGUGACCAGAGACAAGAUAUAGCAUUUGCCUACCAGAGGAGAACAAAAAAGGUGGGUUAGUUUUUGUCCCUUUGCUGUUGGUGUGUUUAGAUCUUAAACUGUCCUAACCGUCCUCCAGCAGCAGAUGGUUUAAAUUCCAUAUGUGCAGCAUUUCAGUGGUCAUGGUGCUUGGACUAAUGAAGGUUAAUCCGGUAAUUGCUGAGGUUUUCUCGCAUGACCGUGUGUGCUGUUGAUUCCUUGGUGGUUUUUGUUUGUAAAGUACACAAGAAUUCCUUUCAAAUGCGAAAAAAUCCAAAAAUCUGUAAAAUAGGACAGGGGCACACACACUCAUUUAGUGUUGUGGUUUGAUCUUUAAGGGGUUUUAGAUGAAAUCUAGCUGAAAAUAAAUACAGCCUCGCAUGUAAUUUCUGGCCUUGUUAAAGUAUCUUACCGCGUGUCAGUCUAUGUAGAGUUUGAUCUUACUGUGUCUAUCCUCGGACAGGAACUUUCGUCAGCGCUGAAAAGCGCGCUCUCUGGAAAUUUGGAGACCCUGAUGAUUGGAUUAAUGAAAACCAGACCCCAAUAUGAUGCUUCUGAACUGAAAUCUGCCAUGAAGGUGCGUGGAGUGUGGUUUUUAGAUGGGGUGUUACAUGCAUGUCUUAACGUUGGUCACACAAGCUUUGACAGGGACACUAAGAUGGCGGUAGUAGCACAAUGUGGUCGCAUUGUGGGAGGUUAAUGAUGUUCCUGCUCUUGUUCCAGGGUCUCGGUACAGAUGAAGAAGUCCUUAUUGAGAUUCUCUCCUCUCGAACAAACCAAGAGAUGAGGUCAAUUCUGGAUGUAUACCGAGAGCGUGAGUGCACGUCACAUGUUAAAGGAACACUAUAGGGUCAGGAACCCAAACCUGUAUUCCUGAGCCUAUAGUGCUAAAACCAGCAUUUAGGUGGCUUGCUCCUCCCUUCGCCCCCUUAAAAGCAACGAAAACUCACCUGACUUCCAGUGUUGCGCGGGUCUGCCAGCACUGUCCCCGCCCCCUUGGUGACAUCACAGUUGCCGAUUUUUAGCCAAUCCAAUGCUUUCCCAUGGGGAAACACCGUUUUGGCCAAUCAGCACCUCCUCGUAGAGAUGCAUUGAAUCGAUGCAUCUCUAUGAGGAAAACUCAGCGCCCCCAUGCAGAGCGUGGAGACGCUGAACGGAAGUGCUGCCUACUAUGCAGCACCGAGCCAGGAAGCACCUCCAGUGGCCAUCUGAGGAGUAGCCAUUUGGAGGUGUCCCUACGGGCAAUGUAAACACUGCCUUUCUCUGAAAAUGCAGUGUUUGCAUAAAAAUGCCUGAAGGCAAUGAUUAUACGCACCAGAACUACAUUAAGCUAUAGUUGUUCUGGUGACUCUAGUGUCCUUUUUAACACUACAUGACCUCCGGCAGUGAAAGUGACAGUUUACAAAAUGUGAGUGUUUCCUCCCUCUGGUGAUGGGAAGGUGGAAGUGCAAUAUUGACUAUAGUCAAUGCCAAUAGGUAUACAGGUCCUCCUAGUGUGUCCUUUUUACGUAGCACUAGUUAUUCAGCGCUCUAAUGCAGGUUUUUUGGUAAAAGAUGAAGUGAUGAAUAAAUUGGUCAUAAUCUAUACAGAGUUGGGGUGAAAGUAACCAGGCCGUAUUCAUGAACAAGCAGCUAACUAGUCUAAGUACAGGCAUAUUGCUGUAUUAUCUUUUAUUGGUUACAUGCAGGUCUCUCAUAGUUCUUGUUUCUUUAGACUUUUUUUAAAUUUUUUUGGUUUGUUUUGUCUUGCUCUCCUGCUUUUAAAAGUUUAAACCUAAUGGAGGUUUUAUAUCUUAUUUGUAGUAUACAAGACAGAACUUGAGAAAGACAUUGUCUCUGACACGUCUGGUGACUUCCGUAAACUAAUGGUAGCCCUGGCUAAGGUGAGCAAUGAGAAUUGUUGGUCUAAAUACUGUCUGCAAGGAAAGUCAAUGUAUUUUUUUAUAAACUCUCUCUCUAUGUAGAAAAAUAUAUUUUUGGCCUCACUCUUCUGGGCAGAAAGUGUAAUAAUUCUUUCUACCUGCAUUUAUUUAUUUUAUUUAUUUAUUUGCGUUUCUGGUUGUAUUGAAUUAAUCUAAGUGGAAUGUCACAGUUUAUGUUGAUUCUGCGCCCAAACACUUGGCCAAUGGGAAUGACCCGUCCUGUGUGUUUUUAUUUUUUAUUUUUUUCAUUGUUGUACUUUGUUUCUUUGCAGGGAAAGCGGCAGGAGGAGAGCUCAGUCAUCGAUUAUGAAAAGAUUGAUCAGGAUGCUCGGGUAAGUGGUCUUCAAAAAAAUAAAUAAAAAAACAAACCAUUGCCAUAACAGUUGAAGAGUAUAAUUGGGGGGUGGGGAGGGGAAUUGGCUUACACUGGUUUGCAUAUGAGUCUUUGAGACUCUUAAUAAACUACUUAAUUGCCCAUAUAAAUGAGCAGGACACUUGCUACAGAUUCUGACACUAUGUAUUGGUGAUCCUUUUAGGAGCUGUAUGAAGCUGGAGUAAAGAGAAAGGGAACAGAUGUUGGCAAAUGGAUUGCAAUCAUGUCAGAAAGAAGCGUUUCUCACCUCCAGAAAGGUAUGUGGACUGUUUUUUUACAACUUCCAUUCCCCACUAUGCAUCUGCAAGCUUCUCUGUGAAGCUCUUCUCUUAGACCGGCAUUGAAGACCUUGCACAAUGACCCUAGUAGAUCGUUUUUCUAUUUAUGAUGCAAUCAGAGCAUUCUUAAAGUAUGGUUGGAUUGCCAUCCACCAAUAAAAGCUGUCACGUUUACAAUCUUGGUUACCAUGAUUUACAAUGUAGGUGAAAUGAAUAAAGAGCUGAUAGAACACAGGUCACAGUCUGUAUCAGUGCUGUUAUUAAACAUGCUGUAUCUUCCUUCAGUUUUCGAAAGGUAUAAGAGUUACAGUCCAUACGACAUGGAGGAAAGUAUCCGGAAAGAAGUUAAAGGUGACCUGGAAAACGCCUUCCUCAACCUUGGUGAGUUUUCACAUGAAUUUCCCGUUCUUACUGUUUGGAUACAAAUGGAAUCUGCAUGCAUCUGAAAUGAGAUGUGUUUAAACGUUGUUUCAUAUAAAAUCACCUUGAGUUGAUCCUUUCACAAUACAGAAACUGCCUACUGAAAUGUCAGUUGACAGACUUUGCGAACAAUGUUGUCACUGUGUUUAUAGAUGUGGUUCCAAGUCGUACGUUAAAUCUCGCAGAACUUGUUGCCAUCUUUUCGUAACCUGCUUCUUUCUCCCUGCAGUUCAGUGCAUCCAGAACAAACCGCUGUAUUUUGCAAACAAAUUGCACGACUCUAUGAAGGUAACACAUUCCUGCUUGAUAUUUAACCAGAAUGUAAAUCUUUUCUAGUAUAACCUUUCCUGUUUAUCAAACUGAAAUAUAUAUAUAAUUUUAAUAAAAUUCUCCCCAUGUUUUUUAGGGCAAAGGAACAAAAGACAAAAUAUUGAUCAGAAUCAUGGUUUCCCGAAGUGAAGUAGAUAUGCUAAAAAUCAGAGCAGAAUUCAAAAAGAAAUAUGGCAAAUCCUUGCAUUACUAUAUCGGGGUACGUAUAAAGCCAAUGCCUUCUGUGUAUUACACCUAGCUGUUGACAUAUAGGAACAAUCUCUGCUUUGUUACUCGGCAGUCGGGUUCCUCAGACGUAUUUACAGUAUAAUAAUCUGUAUAUUUUGUUAUUUACAGUGUGUAUAAUCUGUAUAUUUUAUUAAUACAGUGUGUAUGCUGGCUAUGGCUAUCUGCCUUGGCCAAUUACUUUACUACAAGCAGUUCCAUGGCAACCAAUGUUCUUUAUGUUGUUUUUUUUUGAGAAAACAAUUAAAGUACACCCUUGCUAGUCUAGAACAGUUGCAGGUUAUUUGCUAAAGUGAGGUUUCAAGGUGAAUUUCAAACUAAAGGUCAAAAUACCCCACCUUUCAGAGUUUGGCUACUCUGGCCUUUAAUUUGAAUCUCUUGCAGGGUCUAGCAAAAGGGUAAACUUUAGCUGACUCUUUACAGGAAGUGUUUAUGGAAGGCUGUGCAAGUCACAUGCAGGGAGGUGUGCCUAGGGUUCAUAAACAAAGUGAUUUAACUCCUAAUUGGCAGGGAAUUGAGCAGUGAAACUGCAGGGCCAUGAUCUACACACCCAAACUGCUUCAUUAAGCUAAAGUUGUUUUGGUGACUAUAGUGUCCCUUUAACUAAAAUGUGAAUUCAGAUCUUUAUGUUCGGGGACUGCAUUCAUUCUGAGCAGCCACAUUUGCAGUUUGCAAUGUGGACGUUUCGAAUGUUCAUCUGCAAUGUAAAGAGGGACAACAAAUGUAGCCUGAAACACUCUACUUUUGGCCUUUAAUCCAUACUUUAAAAGAAGCUAUAAACUGCUGGGAAAGCUGGACAUUCAAAAACAUUGAAUUUAUCCUAGUCUCCUCAACCUAGGUGUAGGCAGUAUACCUAUUCUGAAAAUCUGUUUGUAACUUUUUUUAAAUUUUAUUUUUUAUUUUUUUUCCUCUCUGCAGCAAGACACAAAGGGUGAUUACCAGCGUGCCCUCCUAAACCUGUGCGGUGGAGAUGAUUGAUCUCCCAUCCACUGUUCCCCUGCUUAAAUAUUAACUGCUUGAUCUGACUGUAUGUUCUCUCUUGUGCUGGUUUUACAUUCCUGAGUCGCCAUGCAACUCAUCCUGUCCUAUUUACUGACCAAUAAAACUCGUCGAUGUAGAAUUGUUAAUA